ACAAUUUUUUCCAGUUGACCACCAGAUGCCUUCAAUAUAUCUACAAAAUGGGGAAAGAUAAGUCUGCUCAGAGGACUAAAGGCAACAAAAAGCCUUCUAGUAGUGGAAGAACAGCAGAACUACUUGGUGGGGCAACAGGCUUUGUUGGAUUCAGUGCUUUGCAAGUUGGUUAUGUGCCUGCAGCCUCACAAGCAGCUCAAGCUGAUGAUAGUGCUAUUUCUGCUGAAUUUAGAGUUGCUCUACGUAAAAUGACCAAAAAGGAUUCUACAAAAAAAAAAUUAAGUUUCAAAGCUUUGACAACUGGGUUAUUGAAAGACAGAGUUUUAUCAAGUAGCAGAGAUGUUUCCUUUGUUAUUAAGGCAUUGUUUGAAUGUCUUGCUUUCAUCAGUAAGGAAGUGACGGACACUCAACUGUGGGAUUCUCUUAUGAAAUACCAGGUGGUUGAACUUUUGAAGUCAUCCUUCUCUGACACACCACAGUUAAAUACUUCCAGUCUUUACCGUGAAGUUGCAGGUCUCUUGCGUUUUUUCUCUUGGAAAUCUCAAACAGAGGAAAUGAAGUUUUUGAGUAUACUUUUUGAUCUUUUCUGGACAAAAUUAAUUCCUGAGUGUGAAAUCCUAAUUCAACAAGGAAAUAUAUCAGCAGUGUCAAAAAUGAUAACUUUCUUUACUGUUUUGAGGAAUCCAGAUUCCAAAUUCAGCCAGAGAAGGGAGGGAAUUAAAUUUUUCGAUGAAGUUGAAGUUAAAGAAAGCCCUGAUGAUCAUUCCAGAGAACAAGAUGAGAAAGAAAAAAUCUUCUUAGAAAAUACUGGAAUGAAGGUUUCACCAUUAACAUUUUCCUGUCAUAGUAUAUAUAUGCAGGAGAAAAGUGUGCCAAUCUAUAAUAUGUUUUCAGUUCUUCUCUGCUCUUUCCCCUCACCUAGUGUUUACACUGCUCUUGUGUAUGGUCUGAAAGCAGAGAAGCCUGUUAAUACAAGAGAAAUGCUUGAACAAGUGAUUCUGCCUAAGAUGGAAGGGGAAAAACCUUCAAUUUCUCAACCGACUGUAAAUAUAUUUAUGAGUUUAUAUGACUUAAUGGACCAAGAAGAACAGAAAAUGGUGUUAAUGAAUUUCAAGCCGUGCUUGUCUAUAAGUGUGUUGCGGCUGCUGAUUGAGAAGAUGACUGAUCGUCGGGAGAGAGAUGAAGUGGCUGCAGCUUGGUUAUUGUCAUCACAUUUGGGAUCCAGACUUGUUCAACUGGUAGACAGACUUUGUGGUCCUAUAAAGAUAUUAACAUCAACUCAACACUUGAUGCAGCAGGAUGACCUGAUUUCUCUAUUUAAUUUUGUACUUAGAAAUGGAAACAAGAAGGAACCGGUGAUUGCCAUGGAUUACAUAUCACAGAUUCUGACCAAACUCAGCAUCAACCUUAAAGUCAGUGCUCCAGGUGAAAAUGAACCAGAAGACAGAAUUGUGCAGUUGGUGACAAAUUUGGCAGGGCAGCUUUUCAGUAGCUAUGUAUGUUGGCAGACAAGAGGCAUCCAUGAAUUUAUGAAAUCAUUGUUUUUGUUACUUUGUCAGUCCUCAAAGUCUCUUUCAGAAGAGACAGUUGACCUUCUCAAGACAACUUUCUUGAAGGCUUUUAAAGGUUUAAUUGCAUCACUAGCAGCUGAUAAUCCAAAUAAGUUUAUGGAAGAGGGCAGCUGUCUUAAUUCAACUUUGAAAGAUAUUAAGAAAACUGUGCUUGAAAGCACAUGUACAUACCAUCUAGCAGUGACAAUGGCUGAUCUUGCACAUAAUCUUAUGGCAUUAGUAUUCAAUCAAGUAUCAAAGGAGGAAGAUUGUAGUAUCAUCCUAGAUCAUAGCAAAACACAAAGCAUGCUAGAUUUGCUUAUACCUUCUGAGGAGAAUGGUUCAGUUUAUGAAUCACAACUCUCACCUCUGUAUGUGGUUCCAAGCUUCAUAGAGGUAUCAGUAUCAUUCAGGGAAUUUAUUUUUCCAAAAAACAUACAUGAACAGCAAAAAUGGGAUCAUGCACAUACCCGUAUGUCCAUGUUUCUCUGCGAUUUGUUAUUAUUUAUGUGUGGGUCAGGAGAUACUGACUCAUUGAGUUUAAAAGAGGAGCAGGUGUCUCUUGGGAAGUACACUCAUCUCGUUGUCUCUGCACUUCACUCCACUUGCCAUGCAAAUGUCAUGCAAGAAUUAAAUGAUGCCCUCCUGAAUAUAAACACCAAACAAAUGAAAACCAGAUGUAAUGAUGGUAGCAGUUCCUGGUGUAUGACACUGACUAAAGUACUAAGCAACUGGAUGAAAUCUGAAGAUGUUAACAUAACCCGAUUAAUGGAAGGCUUAGAAGAAAAUGCACUUGGAUAUACUGCAACGAAGCAAUCUCUUCUUCCCUUGCUGCCUCAAGAAACUAUUAAUGACCUCUUGGCUGAAGAGAUGGGAAAAUUAUCCAGCUACUCUGAUGACCCAUUUUCUGCCACUCCAAGUGUAUCUGUCAUCACAACAGCCCUGAGUUAUGUACCCUCAACUUUCACAAAGGAUGUGGUCAACUCAGUCUUCUCAAUUUUGAUGCAGUGGAGAGAAAAAGCUGAUAACAUUUUCUUGUUUGCAGCAGAUGUUACUGGUAUGGCCUGGGAGGAUGUAGUACUCACUUGUUCAUUAGUACACCUAGUAACUGUGUUGAUUAAAAGACAUGCAGUAUACCUUGAGCCAUCUCACUGGGACUGUGCUUUAUGCUUGCUUUCUUCAUGGAUACAGAGCCUUGAAGAAUCUAGAAAGACUAUAAACAAAGAAACUGUGGCCGGAACCUUCACAUGUGCAGUAUGCAAAUGCCUUGGUUGUGUCAGUGAAUUCAUGGAGAAGUUGGCACUCAACCCAGCAGAAAAAGAGAAGUAUCCUCCCAAGCUUUUAGAGGACUGGAAAGAAUUUUUCUCUCCAUCAAUCUACAAUUCACUUAUCCCCAUAUAUGUAGAUGUUUCAGUAUCAUUCAACAGAAAUCCUUCCAUCAUUCUCUAUGGGGUGUGCCAAGCAGUUUCCAUCGGUGUGCAUCAUGCGAGCCCAGAUGACCUAGCCAAUCAUUCCCUUCCUCCUAUCUACAAUGCUAUGCUUGCAGAAGAAGAAUUAAAGCUGCCAGAUUCUGAGCAGAUCCUGCUGAAUCAUCUGUGCCCACUGCUUUUAUCAUCACAUCCCCCAGCACAGUGUGCUGCAUACAACCUGCUCAACACUUCUCUACCAAAAAUUAUGACAGAGUGGGAGAAGAAUCAGAUAGCAGUCAGAGAAGAAGAGGAUUCACCACAAAGACCACUACCAUACUCUAUAACAAGAAUUAUAGAAGAAAGUAGCAUAAGUGUUGAAGCCACUUUAGCUGAAAGAGAGAUGGGUGAUGGGCAUGAAAUAGUGCCUUACACCAAGAGUUUCAUCCACAUCACUGGUUACUUAAUGGCUUGGAGACUAGCCCUAGCAGCCAUCACUUACGCCUCAGAUGCUAACCAGCAUCAGUAUUCAGCUUAUCUUCGGCAAAGUAAUUUACUUCAAAGGCUUCUGCUCAGUCUCUUCAAGUUAAUGCCUCAGACUCCUGUGGUUAAUGAGGUCAAGCUAGAGCAAGGUGGAGAUGACAAAUUACCAUUAACCAUGUUCAACACUCCCCUUCAUAUCAGCCCUCUUGCAAAUACUACAUCUCAGUUGCUGGCUCAUCAAGCAUGUAAGGUAUAUUAUGAAUGUGUUAGUCGCAUCCCUGCUGCAGUCAGACAGUGGUUUAUCAGCCUGGAUCGACACUUUCAACCAGUAGUUGAUGGCUUUACCACCACCUAUGUUUCUCCACUUCUAAUUAAUCAAGAAAUGUCAGCAAUAAACAACUCUUCUACAAAGUUUGAUAAUAUGACGGUGAAAGCCCGGCCAGGAGCAAGAGAAGUGGUGGCCACAUAUACCAUAGAAGCCAGUAUGGAGCUGAUUUUCUUCGUGAUGGCUCCAAAUCACCACACUCUACAGUCCACUGUGGAUGAUCACAUCGAGAGUUGGGUUUCUGUUCCUCAGUGGCGAAAUUGGUUACUGGCCAUGAAUACUAUGCUUUCUCAUCGCAACACACCCUUAUUACAGUCAUUAGUAUUUUGGAAACAAAAUGUUGACCAGAAAUUUGAGGGUAUUGAGGAAUGCUUUAUUUGCUACUAUGUCUUACAUGGAACAAAUCAUCAGCUACCAAAACUUCUCUGCCGAACUUGCAAGAAGAAGUUCCACUCAGCAUGUCUGUAUAAAUGGUUUAGCAGCAGCAACAACUCAACCUGUCCUCUCUGCCGAAGUCUGUUUUAGAGCAGUUGCAACAGGAGUGUUUUAAAAAUUUAAGACUGCAAAUUUCUUCUUUCUGUCUUAGAAGAAUUACACAAGAUUCAGUAAUAACAGCCAGAAAUGUAAUAGUGAUUACUGAAAGUUAUAAUUGAAAUGCACACUUUCAAUCCGUUCCUACAUCUGUAAUAUAAAUUAUUAUGUAAAUAUAAAAGUUUAUUAAUUCGUCUUAAAUUUAUUUUGUAAAUUAUAUUGCGGAAUACAAAAAUUUUACAUUUUGAUAGCACUCAGCACUUUCGUAAAUGUCCAGAGAUAUAAAACUUUUUCUCGUCAUAAAAUUUUUAUACUGCAUUAUAUCCUACACCACAAAAAAAUGCAAAUAAGCAUUAAGCUAAAUGCAGUAUUAAUGGAUUUAGGCUGGCCUAUACACCUUGACCAAUUGUGCCUUGUAAAAUGUUUAUGGUAUGUUUUGUAAACCUGAAAUAGUAGAUUUAAAACAUUGCUUAUUUUAUCCUUAUAAUGAUAUGCAAUGUUUUGUAUGUACAUCACUCAGUUAAUAUCGUAUUAGCUUAGUAAUAUUGUUAAAUAUGUAUGGUAUGGAAAAUAUGUAUACAGUAUGUCAUAUUACAAAGUUAAAGGAAAUAUUCCUUUAGUAUUAUAUUUUGUCUUAACCUUAUUGUAUGCUAGUAAUGUAAUAUUAAAAAUUAUGCGCAUUAUGUAUUAAAAGAAUGUUUAUGUACAAAGCCAAGAA
Cherax quadricarinatus is the source of this 5013-nucleotide messenger RNA. NCBI's taxonomy places the organism in Eukaryota, Metazoa, Arthropoda, Malacostraca, Decapoda, Parastacidae. The record is from RefSeq and is a predicted model, not a curated record.